Protopolystoma xenopodis is the source of this 222-nucleotide messenger RNA. Lineage: Eukaryota; Metazoa; Platyhelminthes; Monogenea; Polystomatidea; Polystomatidae. The record is from the annotation of a GenBank genome assembly.
AUGACGCUUCUUUGCUCCACCUCUCGAGACCACUUGAUUCAUGUAUUUGAUCCUGCGCAGGACUAUCAGCUUGUGCAGACACUGGCUGAUCACUCUGGCCCAGUCUACUCAGCGCACAUCGUGGAAACUGAAGAGGAACAUGAGAUUCGUCUUAUUUCUUGUGGCUUAGACAAAUCUCUUCUCUUCCGUAUCCUUGAGGUAACUUUAUUUAAAAUAUGCUAA